Messenger RNA from Heteronotia binoei (common prickly gecko), 690 nucleotides. RefSeq names its product homeobox protein prophet of Pit-1-like. The transcript has 3 exons. Lineage: Eukaryota; Metazoa; Chordata; Lepidosauria; Squamata; Gekkonidae. The record is from RefSeq and is a predicted model, not a curated record. Gene Ontology annotation, molecular function: DNA binding; DNA-binding transcription factor activity, RNA polymerase II-specific. Gene Ontology annotation, biological process: pituitary gland development; regulation of DNA-templated transcription. The coding region runs from base 1 to 690 and encodes 229 amino acids.
AUGGAGGGGGGACGAGCAGGCAAGAGGAAGGCUGCGGAGUUCUCUGAGGCGUACCCUGAGACCGUCAGCUCCACUGCUGAUGUCGAAGCCUCCCUCUACAGGAAGUUCCCCAGUGCCCCUGGCCUGACAGGGGGCACUUUAAUCUCCCCCACCACCCCCUCCUCCUUGCACACAGCGGCCACCCCCACACGCCGACGUCACCGGACCACUUUCAGCCAAGAGCAGCUGGACCAGCUGGAGGCGGCUUUUAUGAAAAACCACUACCCGGAUAUCUACUGCCGAGAGGAGUUGGCCAGGGUCACCAAACUCAACGAGGCUCGCAUCCAGGUGUGGUUCCAGAACCGGCGGGCCAAACAACGAAAGCAGGAACGGGCCCUGCUAAAACCAGGCACCUCUGGCAUCCUGUCCAUUUGCCCGAUGCCCACACCACCGCCACCACGACAGUACCAGUACCCUCCUGCCCUGGCACCACAUCACCCCCUUCCCCGCUUCCCUUCCACUUACGCUCUGACCCCCCCACCACCCUCAACCGCCUCUGCCCAGUUUCCCUGCCCUACCUCUCACCACCCUCAAGCCUUUCGUGCUCACGACAGCUGGUACAGCCCCUUGCGGGCCGUGACUUCCCCCCCAACUGCUCCACCGCCAUCGGUGAUCUCACUGAGUCUCGACCCCAGCACCCACUGGAACUGA